AUGGUCCGCUGCUCUUUCAGCCAUAAGGCAGUCAAGCAGCACGAGCUGCAGGCAGCGGCCAAGGAGGACGUGCUUCUUCGAAGCCUCUCUCAACUGGGCGAGGUCGCCGUGCUGGCCGUCGACGGCACCAACCUGGUCGCCGACGCCAAGCGCCGCCACAGCACGGCGCCCACCGCGACCGCGGCGCUCGGCCGCACCCUCAUGGGUGCGCUGCUGAUGGCCAGCUUCCGCAAGGACGACGAGGCAGUACAGGUCAGCUUCAAGGGCGAUGGCGUGCUGGGCGGCGUGUUUGCGAUCGCAGACACCAGGGGGCACGUGAAGGGCAAGGUCGGCAACAGCAACGCGGACCCGCCGCUGCGGCCUGACGGCAAGCUGGCGGUCGGCGAUGCAGUGGGGGAAGGCGUGCUGUCUGUGGUCAGAUCUCACCCGCUGCAGCCUCAGCCGUACACCGGGAUGGUCAAGAUCGUCUCGGGGGAGAUUGCGGAGGACCUCGCCACUUACAUGGCCGAGAGCGAACAGACAAACAGUGCGCUGGCGCUGGGCGUCGCCAUCAACCGGGACUGCAGCGUCAACGCGGCGGGCGGCUAUCUAGUGCAGGUGCUGCCGUUUUGCUCAGAGGAGACGCUGGAGCAGCUCGAGAAGAACCUGUCGAGCCUGCCCAGCGUGACCAAGCUGCUGCAGAGCGGGGCCACGCCGCAGGACAUCACGGACCGGAUUCUGGACGGCAUCGGCACGGCGGGGGCGCCUCUGGCCAUCACGCCCAAGUACGGCCCCUGUGAGGCGGACGCCCUCAAGGACCGGAUGAAGCGGGCGGUGGCGUCGCUGGGGCCCAAAGAGGUGCGCUCCAUCAUUGAGGAGCAGGGCAAGAUCGAGGUGCGCUGCGAGCUCUGCAAUGAGGCCUACCACUUUACGGAGGAGGAGGUCUUGGACUAUGUGUAA
Monoraphidium neglectum is the source of this 939-nucleotide messenger RNA. Its product is annotated as putative chaperonin. Gene Ontology annotation, cellular component: cytoplasm. Bases 1 to 939 code for a protein of 312 amino acids. NCBI's taxonomy places the organism in Eukaryota, Viridiplantae, Chlorophyta, Chlorophyceae, Sphaeropleales, Selenastraceae. The transcript is spliced from 8 exons. Gene Ontology annotation, molecular function: protein folding chaperone. Gene Ontology annotation, biological process: protein refolding. The record is from RefSeq and is a predicted model, not a curated record.